Messenger RNA from Passer domesticus (house sparrow), 3739 nucleotides. It is a transcript of the gene AGBL5, whose product is annotated as AGBL carboxypeptidase 5. Gene Ontology annotation, biological process: protein deglutamylation; proteolysis. The coding region runs from base 1075 to 3645 and encodes 856 amino acids. The transcript has 13 exons. Gene Ontology annotation, molecular function: metallocarboxypeptidase activity; zinc ion binding. Lineage: Eukaryota; Metazoa; Chordata; Aves; Passeriformes; Passeridae. The record is from RefSeq and is a predicted model, not a curated record.
GGUGUUGCGUGGGUGUGUCACCUGUGGGGGUGUGUCCUGUGGGGGUGUGUCACCCGUGGGGGUGUGCACGGGGGUUGGGAGUGCCCGUGUUCUUACAGGUGUGCGUGUCUCUGUGCUCACCCACGUGUGGCACGUAGAGGUGUCCGUGCCUCCGUGCACACGUGUGCUCCGUGUACGUGUCCGUGCGCAGCCCUGUGUGCAGUCACACUCACUGUGCAUUCAUAGUCACUGUCCAGUCUCACUCCAGUGUCCACUCACGCCCGCUGGAUGUCCGUGGAUGUCCGUACACAAUCCUGUCCGCUCACACCCAAUGUCCAGUCUCACACCAAUGUCCACUCACACCCAGUGUCCACUCACACCCGGUGUCCACUCAGGCCCACUCUCAGGUCACACCCAGUGUCUGGUCACACCCACUGUCCACUCACACCGGGUGUCCAUUCACAUUCACUGUCCACUCACACCCCACUGUCCACUCACACCUACUGUCCAGUCUCACGCCAAUGUCCGUUCACCCCCAGUGUCCGGUCACACCGUGUCCCUCUGUCCGGUCACACCGUGUCCCCCUGUCCAGUCACACCGUGUCCCCCUGUCCUGUCACACUGUGUCCCUCUGUCCUGUCACACUGUGUCCCUCUGUCCGGUCACCCCCAGUGUCCGGUCACACCGUGUCCGUCUGUCCGGUCACACCGUGUCCCCCUGUCCGGUCACACCGUGUCCGUCUGUCCGGUCACACCGUGUCCGUCUGUCCUGUCGCCUCCGGGGACGCGGCCGGCGCGGAGGGGGCGUGGCCAGGAGCAUAAGGGGCGUGGCCACAGCAUGAAGGGGCGUGGUCAGGGCUAUAUGGGGCGUGACCUGGACCACAAAGGGCGUGGCCUGUGUCCUGCCAGAGAGGGGCGUGGUCGACCAGAGCCGCGGCCCCCGCGCCGCCGCGGCCGUUGCCGAGGCGGCAGCCAAUGGGCGGGCGCGUUGCUGGGAGGCGGCAGCCAAUGGCCGCGCGCGGUGCUGUUGCCGGGCUGCCCGUACCGGCCGUGCCGCGGCCGUCCCGGGGCGAUGCCGGUCCCGGCCCUGCCGGGCCAUGGAGAUCCGCUGCGGGGGUCUCCUCUUCAGCUCCCGCUUCGACUCGGGCAACCUGGCGCACGUGGAGCAGGUGCGGCCUGCCGAGCCGGGGGGCGGCCCCGCCGCCCGCGCCAGCGCGCUGCCCGCCGCCGACUACGAGUUCAACGUGUGGACGCGGCCCGACUGCGCCCACACGGAGUAUGAGAACGGCAACAGGUCCUGGUUCUACUUCAGCGUGCGGGGGGGAGCCCCGGGCAAGCUGAUCAAGCUGCACAUCCUGAACAUGAACAAGCAGAGCCGGCUGUACGCGCAGGGCAUGACCCCCUUCGUGCGCACGCUGCCCGUGCGGCCGCGCUGGGAGCGCAUCCGGCAGCGCCCCAGCUUCCAGGUGGUGGAGGCGCAGUUCGUGCUGUCCUUCGUGCACCGCUUCCUGGAGCACCGCGGGGCCACCACCUACUUUGCCUUCUGCUACCCCUUCUCCUACACGGAGUGCCAGGACAUGCUGGCACAGCUGGACGGCCGCUUCCAGGACUGCAGGCACAUGUCCCCCAGCAGCCCCCUGGACUCGGUCUAUUACCACCGGGAGCUGCUCUGCCACUCUCUGGACAAGCUGCGCGUGGACCUGCUGACCAUCACCUCGUGCCACGGCAUGCAGGAGAAGCGGGAGCCGCGGCUGGACAAGCUUUUCCCAGACACCAGCACACCCCGGCCUCGCUGCUUCACUGGAAAGAGGGUGUUCUUCCUCAGCAGCAGAGUCCACCCAGGAGAAACCCCCUCCAGCUUUGUCUUCAACGGCUUCCUGGACUUCAUCCUGCGGGAGGAGGAUCCGCGUGCCCAGAUGCUGCGGCGCAUGUUCGUGUUCAAGCUCAUCCCCAUGCUGAACCCCGACGGGGUGCUGCGGGGCCACUACCGGACCGACUCACGCGGGGUGAACCUGAACCGGCAGUACCUGCACCCCGACGCCGAGCUGCACCCCGCCGUCUACGGCGCCAAGGCCGUGCUGCUCUACCACCACGUCCACAGCCGCGUCCUGCCCGGCUCUCCGGACUGGAGGACGUUUGUCUCCCCUCUCAGCACCAGCUCGCUGAGCUUAAAAUCCCCCAACUGUCCCAUGCCAGCCGUGGAGGCCGCGCUCUCGGAGCUGGACAAAACCAACAACCUCCGCAACUCCCCCGGCAGCUGGCGUGCCGGCACCCGCGCCGGCCUGGCUGGUGGCAGCCCCAGGACGCCGGGCCAGGAUGCCCAGGUGUCAGACAGCACAGAGCCAGCCGCAUGGAUCCUCCCAUCGAGCCACAGCGGCGAGCGCUGCGAGGAGGGGCCGUGGGCACCUGCCCCAGCCCCCGCGCCCGAGGCUGCCGAGCCCGCAGAGCCCAUCGCACCCCGGGACAGCGGCCUGGCCUACUACGUGGACCUGCACGGGCACGCGUCCAAGCGCGGCUGCUUCAUGUACGGCAACAGCUUCAGCGACGAGAACGACCAGGUGGAGAACAUGCUGUUCCCCAAGCUCAUCUCCCUGAACUGCCCUCACUUUGACUUCACGGGCUGCAACUUCUCGGAGAAGAACAUGUACGCGCGGGACAAGCGCGACGGGCAGUCCAAGGAGGGCAGCGGCCGCGUGGCCGUCUACAAGGCCCUGGGCAUCAUCCACAGCUACACCCUGGAGUGCAACUACAACACGGGGCGCUCGGUGAACAGCAUCCCGGGGGCGUGCCACGACAACGGCCGCGCCAGCCCCCCGCCGCCGCCCGCCUUCCCCUCCCGGUACACCGUGGAACUCUUCGAGCAGGUGGGCCGGGCGGUGGCGGUGGCGGCCCUGGACAUGGCCGACUGCAACCCCUGGCCGCGGAUCGUGCUGUCGGAGCACGCCUGCCUGGGCAACCUGCGCGCCUGGAUGCUGAAGCACGUGCGGGGGCUGCGCGGCGCCGGCGCGGGCCCGCGGAGGAGAGGAGGUGCCAGGACCCCCCCCCGGAGCUCCACGGGGCUGCCCACCUCGGCCUCUGACAACGCACUGGCCCGUGCCAGGAGCUUCAGCCACGGCACCAGCGGCAGCGGGGGCAGCCAGCAGGGCUCCCCCCGGAUCCGGGCCUCCCCCAGCUUCACCUUCGGCAGCCCCCGGCCCCCGGCGGCCGCCGCGGCCCCGCAGAGCCCCGCGAGCGCCGGCAGCGCCCCGGCCCUGGGCAGAGGGACCAUGCCCAAGGGCGCCCGGGCAGCGCUGAGCACCGGCCACGGCCCACGGGAGGCGCAGCGAGGCGUGCAGCAGCUGCAGGACACGGCGCCUCUGCAGGUGCUGCCAAUGAAGCUGAACGCCCGCAGAGCCCCGGACAGGCGUGGGGCUCUGCCCGGCGGCCCCCGUGCCCCCCGCCGGGGCGCCGAGCACCGAGGGACCCUUCCCGUGCUGAGCGCUCCCGCGCCCCGAGCGCCGGCCCCGCUUUACCGGGCAGCACCGGCGGGGCUCCUGUGGCCCUGCUCCGCGCCCUGCCUGCAGCGCCUGGCCCAGGGCACGGCGCUGCCGCUGUCCCCCGCUGCCACCCCCCGGCAGCGCUCGCCCCUGGCGCGGCUGCUGCCCGCGGCGCCGCUGCUGCUGCGCUGAGCGCCGGCGGAACCACGCGGCUCUCUGCUGUAUCAUCGUGUUGCCGUUAAACUCGCUCUGGAGGAAGCUCGGCCUCGCGCCUCCCGGGGCCCGG